AUGGCGUCUCGAUAUCUUCUUGCUGGUAUCACGGCAGCAGGAUUGAUUUUUUGGUACGACUUCAAGAGCUGGCAGAGCACUGGCGGCACUCCACCAACACUGCAAGGCUAUCUCAAGAUCCGGCGAUGGGGACUCUAUCUACUCUACUCGCGACAAAAUCUUUUGGAUCCAUCGCCAAUUCCUGAUUCUGGAGAAUCAUACCUCAAGCCAGAAAAGGUCCAAAACAGACAGGGACCCCGGCCAGGACUUACACGAUGGACACUUCCUCAGCGCCAAGUCCCAGAAAACAUUACAGCAGGCGCAUCCGCUGCACUUCAUAAUCUGAUGCAAGAGUUUGCCAGCACUGCUCCUUACAACGAGUAUAUUGACACUCGACCAAGCAAAACUGAGGGUGGUACUGGUCCUGCUAUCUAUGUAAAAGAAGGCGUCAAGACUAUCAAUCCUGUCGCACACAAGAUUUUCUACGAAGUCGCCCAUGUUCACCCUGCAGAAAACUCGCUACACGUUUAUGUUAGUCCCCAGGAUGCGAAGCUGGUCAUGAAACGAGGCUGGGGUCAGCGUUUCCCUGUGACAUGGAUAGCACCUCCGAGCUGGAUCAUGGUGUACGCACCGAGAAACGAGGAUGAGGUUGAGAUUGUGCGAGAAAUUGUUAGAGCCGCUGUAUGCCAUGCCGUAAGCAUGAAUAUCUACGAGGACAUGGAAUGA
Messenger RNA from Bipolaris oryzae ATCC 44560, 705 nucleotides. RefSeq lists its product as uncharacterized. The record is from RefSeq and is a predicted model, not a curated record. The transcript has 2 exons. NCBI's taxonomy places the organism in Eukaryota, Fungi, Ascomycota, Dothideomycetes, Pleosporales, Pleosporaceae. Bases 1 to 705 code for a protein of 234 amino acids.